AUGUGGUCAGCUGUGGGGGUCCGGCUGUGGGGGUCCGGGCAAUGUGGGGGUGAUGUGGUCAGCUGUGGGGGUCCGGGUGAUGUGGGGGGUGAUGUGGUCAGCUGUGGGGGGUCCGGGCAAUGUGGGGGUGAUGUGGUCAGCUGUGGGGGUCCGGGCAAUGUGGGGGUGAUGUGCUCAGCUGUGGGGGUCCGGGUGAUGUGGUGUUCGGUGUGUGGUCAGCUGUGGGGGUCCGGGCAAAGUGGGGUGUGGUCAGCUGUAGGGGUCCGGCAAUGGGGUGUGUGGUCAGCUGUGGGGGUCCGGGCAAAGUGGGGUGUGGUCAGCUGUGGGGGUCCGGGUGAUGUGGGGGUGAUGUGGUCAGCUGUGGGGGUCCGGGCAAAGUGGGGUGUGGUCAGCUGUGGGGGUCCGGGCAAAGUGGGGGUGUGGUCAGCUGUGGGGGUCCGGGCAAUGUGGGGCUGUGGGGGUCCGGGCAAUGUGGGGGUGAUGUGGUCAGCUGUGGGGCUGUGGGGGUCCGGGCAAUGUGGGGGUGAUGUGGUCAGCUGUGGGGGUCCGGGCAAUGUGGGGGUGAUGUGGUCAGCUGUGGGGCUGUGGGGGUCCGGGCAAUGUGGGGGUGAUGUGGUCAGCUGUGGGGGUCCGGGCAAUGUGGGGGUGAUGUGGUCAGCUGUGGGGCUGUGGGGGUCCGGGCAAUGUGGGGGUGAUGUGGUCAGCUGUGGGGGUCCGGGCAAUGUGGGGGUGAUGUGGUCAGCUGUGGGGUCCGGGCAAUGUGGGGGUGAUGUGGUCAGCUGUGGGGGUCCGGGCAAUGUGGGGGUGAUGUGGUCAGCUGUGGGGGUCCGGGGCAAUCUGUGGGGGUCCGGGCAAUGUGGGGGUGAUGUGGUCAGCUGUGGGGGUCCGGGCAAUGUGGGGGUGAUGUGGUCAGCUGUGGGGGUCCGGCUGUGGGGGUCCGGGCAAUGUGGGGGUGAUGUGGUCAGCUGUGGGGGUCCGGGCAAUGUGGGGGUGAUGUGGUCAGCUGUGGGGCUGUGGGGGUCCGGGCAAUGUGGGGGUGAUGUGGUCAGCUGUGGGGGUCCGGGCAAUGUGGGGGUGAUGUGGUCAGCUGUGGGGGUCCGGCUGUGGGGGUCCGGGCAAUGUGGGGGUGAUGUGGUCAGCUGUGGGGGUCCGGGCAAUGUGGGGGUGAUGUGGUCAGCUGUGGGGGUCCGGCUGUGGGGGUCCGGGCAAUGUGGGGGUGAUGUGGUCAGCUGUGGGGGUCCGGGCAAUGUGGGGGUGAUGUGGUCAGCUGUGGGGCUGUGGGGGUCCGGGCAAUGUGGGGGUGAUGUGGUCAGCUGUGGGGGUCCGGGCAAUGUGGGGGUGAUGUGGUCAGCUGUGGGGGUCCGGCUGUGGGGGUCCGGGCAAUGUGGGGGUGAUGUGGUCAGCUGUGGGGGUCCGGGCAAUGUGGGGGUGAUGUGGUCAGCUGUGGGGGUCCGGCUGUGGGGGUCCGGGCAAUGUGGGGGUGAUGUGGUCAGCUGUGGGGGUCCGGGCAAUGUGGGGGUGAUGUGGUCAGCUGUGGGGGUCCGGCUGUGGGGGUCCGGGCAAUGUGGGGGUGAUGUGGUCAGCUGUGGGGGUCCGGGCAAUGUGGGGGUGAUGUGGUCAGCUGUGGGGCUGUGGGGGUCCGGGCAAUGUGGGGGUGAUGUGCUCAGCUGUGGGGGUCCGGGUGAUGUGGGGGUGAUGUGGUCAGCUGUGGGGGUCCGGGCAAAGUGGGGUGUGGUCAGCUGUAGGGGUCCGGGUGAUGUGGGGGUGAUGUGGUCAGCUGUGGGGGUCCGGGCAAAGUGGGGUGUGGUCAGCUGUGGGGGUCCGGGUGAUGUGGGGGUGAUGUGGUCAGCUGUGGGGGUCCGGGCAAAGUGGGGUGUGGUCAGCUGUAGGGGUCCGGGUGAUGUGGGGGUGAUGUGCUCAGCUGUGGGGGUCCGGGCAAAGUGGGGUGUGGUCAGCUGUAGGGGUCCGGGUGAUGUGGGGCUGUGGGGGUCCGGGCAAUGUGGGGGUGAUGUGGUCAGCUGUGGGGGUCCGGGCAAUGUGGGGGUGAUGUGGUCAGCUGUGGGGGUCCGGCUGUGGGGGUCCGGGCAAUGUGGGGGUGAUGUGGUCAGCUGUGGGGGUCCGGGCAAUGUGGGGGUGAUGUGGUCAGCUGUGGGGCUGUGGGGGUCCGGGCAAUGUGGGGGUGAUGUGGUCAGCUGUGGGGGUCCGGGCAAUGUGGGGGUGAUGUGGUCAGCUGUGGGGCUGUGGGGGUCCGGGCAAUGUGGGGGUGAUGUGGUCAGCUGUGGGGGUCCGGGCAAUGUGGGGGUGAUGUGCUCAGCUGUGGGGGUCCGGGCAAAGUGGGGUGUGGUCAGCUGUAGGGGUCCGGGUGAUGUGGGGGUGAUGUGGUCAGCUGUGGGGGUCCGGGCAAAGUGGGGUGUGGUCAGCUGUGGGGGUCCGGGUGAUGUGGGGGUGAUGUGGUCAGCUGUGGGGGUCCGGGCAAAGUGGGGUGUGGUCAGCUGUGGGGGUCCGGGCAAAGUGGGCUGUGGGGGUCCGGGCAAUGUGGGGGUGAUGUGGUCAGCUGUGGGGGUCCGGCUGUGGGGGUCCGGGCAAUGUGGGGGUGAUGUGCUCAGCUGUGGGGGUCCGGGUGAUGUGGGGGUGAUGUGGUCAGCUGUGGGGGUCCGGGCAAAGUGGGGUGUGGUCAGCUGUAGGGGUCCGGGUGAUGUGGGGGUGAUGUGGUCAGCUGUGGGGGUCCGGGCAAAGUGGGGUGUGGUCAGCUGUGGGGGUCCGGGCAAAGUGGGGUGUGCUGUGGGGGUCCGGGCAAUGUGGGGUGUGGUCAGCUGUAGGGGUCCGGGCAAUGUGGGGGUGAUGUGGUCAGCUGUGGGGGUCCGGGUGAUGUGGGGGUGA
This is a messenger RNA of Knipowitschia caucasica, 2880 nucleotides long. The record is from the annotation of a GenBank genome assembly. NCBI's taxonomy places the organism in Eukaryota, Metazoa, Chordata, Actinopteri, Gobiiformes, Gobiidae.